CCGCACGCCGAGGGGGAGGCUCCUGUGCUUGCAGGCCACCUCCAGGGGGAUCGGCUCUGUGGUGGGAACACUGGGCCCCUGUUCAGGGAGCUGGUGCUGGAGGGCCCUUUCUGGCCGCCUCUGAAGCUGGGGCACCCCGAGGAGGCACCAGCAUCCAGGAUGUCCACACAGAGCACGAGCCCCCUGGAGCCCGAGGCCUCACCCCCGCAGCCUGGGAUUCCAAAGGCCCCAGGCCGCCAGCGGAGUCAUACGCUUCCCGCCAGCGAGUUUCGCUGCCUCACCCCAGAGGACGCUACCAGCGUGUUUGAGAUUGAGCGUGAAGCCUUCAUCUCUGUCCUGGGCAUCUGCCCUUUAUACCCGGAUGAGAUCAAGCACUUCCUGACCCUGUGUCCUGAGCUAUCCAUGGGCUGGUUCCAGGAGGGUCGCCUUGUGGCUUUCAUCAUGGCCUCACUUUGGGACCAGGAGAGACUCACUCAGGAGUCGAUGAAGCUGCACCGGCCUGGGGGCCACACUGCCCACCUCCGCGCCCUGGCCGUGCACCACACUUUCCGGGGGCAAGGCAAGGGCUUCAUCCUGAUGUGGCGAUUCCUGCGCUACCUGGGCGGCCAGCCAACAGUGCGCCGGGCCGUGCUCAUGUGUGAAGACAGGCUGGUGCCCUUCUACCAGAAAUUCGGCUUCAGCCUUGUGGGCCGGUGCGCCAUCAAGCUGGGCUCCUACACUUUCAGUGAGCUCCAGCGCUCCAUGCGGGACCAUGCCUCCCGGAGGAGGAACAGCGGCUGCUGAAGUCUGCGUUCCCCGCUCUCCCCCCCUCACCCCCCUCCAACCUGGCUGUGAUCCCCAGAGGGCCCGCAGCCAGGUGCUGGAGCUCUGGGGAGGCAGGAUGGGGGCUCCCACCCAGCCCCGAUGUCCCCUUUUGUCCCCAGCCCAGCUGCCUGGCAACCGCGGAGGCGGUACACCUCCCUCCCAGCCUGUCCUUGUGCGGCUCUCUGGACCCCCUGCAUUCCAAAUCGCCAGAGGUGGGGAGAGGUUGGUAAUGGGGGACAGCAGGCAGUGGCCUUGCGCCCACCCCAGCGACUCCUUCGUUCUCAGGAACCAACGGUGGAGCCUCCCGGCAGGCUACACCCUCACCCUCACGGGACGGGCCUGGUGUUCAGAAGGCCCUUCCUCUCCCCAGCCUCACAAUUCCCUUUCGCAUCCUCAGCCCCAGAAUGAGGUGUAGCUGGGCUCAGGAAAGAGCAGGGGCCACCCCCAAGCUCACCCUGUGUACCCUCCACCCCUGGUCUCACACACCCUGAGUCUCUCCCCUCUAAUAAAGUGGU
Hyaena hyaena (striped hyena) is the source of this 1319-nucleotide messenger RNA. It is a transcript of the gene AANAT, whose product is annotated as aralkylamine N-acetyltransferase. The transcript is spliced from 4 exons. Lineage: Eukaryota; Metazoa; Chordata; Mammalia; Carnivora; Hyaenidae. Gene Ontology annotation, cellular component: cytoplasm. Gene Ontology annotation, biological process: circadian rhythm; response to light stimulus; melatonin biosynthetic process. Gene Ontology annotation, molecular function: aralkylamine N-acetyltransferase activity. The coding region runs from base 160 to 783 and encodes 207 amino acids. The record is from RefSeq and is a predicted model, not a curated record.